Lachancea dasiensis is the source of this 3444-nucleotide messenger RNA. The record is from the annotation of a GenBank genome assembly. NCBI's taxonomy places the organism in Eukaryota, Fungi, Ascomycota, Saccharomycetes, Saccharomycetales, Saccharomycetaceae.
AUGGGGGCAUCCAAUGAAAGAUCUGGAUCAUGUCUUGUGUGUCGAAAGCGUAAAGUGAAGUGCGAUAGAGCAAAACCUGUAUGUCAAACUUGCGUGAGGCACAACUCGGUAACUGAAUGUCGCUAUGAUGUGAAAAAGAGCAUAAAGUUUCUCCACAUGUUCCAUCCCGACUCUGGAACUCUUUCAAAGGGGAAGCGAAGGUUAUCGAAGACGAAUCAUGAUGAAAAAUGUGUUCAAAUGAGCUCUAAAAUUCCUUUCGUCGAGGGAUUGUCCCAAUCAAAUCGGGUCCCAGAAGCAUCCAUGAGCAGUCUUCGAGGUGCGACUUUAGAUCCAUUUGGCGAAAUGAGUUUUCACGAGGACUACGAGGCAAUCGAAAUUAAGGCCAGUAGACUGACUUACGCGGGUCCCUUGCAUUAUGCUGCCGUUAGUAGGCGGGAUCCUUUUCUUAAUGUGAUAUUUGCAGAGAUUCGUAGGGAGAUGAAUCACUUGCGUGAAAAAGCUUUGAAAGCGAAUAAAAAUAAGGGGAAGAAAUACCCUCUUCCCUUCUACACACAGGAUGAAAUAGCAAAUCACCUUUUGGUAAGCGGGCGGCACUCGCCAGGACCCAUUCCCAAGGAUAACGGAGCUCCUGUGGCAUCACUUCUCAAUCGAGCUCGGGCAAAAGAUAGGCUUAAUCGUAGUAAAGAACUCAACACAGGCGCCAACACGCUGGAAGAAGAUUCACGGACGGAUGACAAAUUUAAAAAGAAGCUUUUGGAAAACGAAGGCAUGGACGAAACAUUAGCAUGCGAUAGUGAAAAUUUAGAGCGGAACCCACUGUCAGUAGUAAAUUUAUUAAACGAGGACAACACGAAUCGGCCUUCAUUGGGGAGUGCCGAGAGGGGAGAUAAAGAUAAAAGCACUGAGAUUGAGAUAUGGAGAAAAUUGCAGGUAUUGCUAGCUAAACUUCAAGAGCGGACUUCGAAAGGGGAUAAUCACAUCGUUUCAGAAGAUAAAAAUGCUCAACGUUUUCAUGCAACUAAGGGUUAUAUGAUGCCAGCUCCUGAGUUCACAACAUUUUCUAAAAUCAAAGGGCUACUUCCGUCAUCAAGGCUGAUAUGGAAGCAUCUAGAUAACUAUUUCAAAUCCCCAUUGCAUGCUCUGUAUCCUAUACUGACAGAAGACUGGUUUUGUGAUGAUAUCUCUGACGUCAUUGGUAAGCGCAGCGAUUCAGAUUUGCCACCUGUCGUAACAAUCACCAGCAGACUUGACUUUUCCAAGCUCGGCACGCUGCUGCUGCUGCUUCGAUUUUCGUAUUUGAUGUAUUCUGAAAAGUGUGAGUCAAGACAAAGUGAUGAAGAAAAAGCACUAAGUUCGCACCCAAUUGGUGCGGAGUUUGCCGACACUGCGUAUAUGUGUCUGAACCUAUUCAAACUUCAAAGAAAAGCUCUGUUAGCAGUAUUGCACUGUGCCUUAUUAUUACAUUUAUAUCGCCGCUUCGCUCCAGAAGAGGGUGACAUCGUUGAUGGUGGAGACAUCGAACCAUUUUCGAGCCUCAUUUGCGGCAUGGCUACCUCAAUUGGUCUCAAUACAGAAAUAGACUUCACGCAACUUCCCUACUCUGGCAUGUAUCUGCAAGCAUGGCGAAAAUGCUGGUACACCAUUUAUUUUAUGGAUCUUCACGGAUGUAUGAAUAGUGGUAAUUCACUUAAAAUUAACGAGCAUAGCUUCAACACCAAGCUCCCCAGAAUGGAAUUGGACGGAGGUGGUAGCCUGCCAAAGUACGUUAAAAACGCCGCGGUCGAAGCCGCCUCUGUCGAGUGCUUAGCAAAAAACUUCGAACUAUCACACGCAUGUAGAAGACUCCUGGAUGUUGUGAUGAAUAGGCAGACACGAACGCGAUGCUCAACAGUUCAAUACUUAUGUGAUGAACUUGAAUCUUCCUUGGCAUUGAGCAAUGGGUCUGGGCUGCGGGCGGUAGUGAAUAAGCCUUGUUCGAGUCUAUAUGAAUCUGCUCUGAAAUGCAAUGCUUUCAAAAAUUUUAUUGAUACGACAACACUGUUAUCUAUGGUAACUUUCCACAUGUUUCUUCACAUUGAUAAGUGCAUUGCAGAUAAUAACAAGCUACUAAACAACACUGUUCUCCAGGAUUAUUUAGGGAAGCUUUUGAUGUAUUACGUGGAGGUCGAGCCUAUCUUGAUUCUUAUACUUGCGGAUGAUGAAGCUGGGAAUGAGCCCGAUGUUUUUGAUGUCACCUUCGGCCGUGGAUCCAAACUGCUAAUCAUGCAAUGUUGUGGGAGCUUCAUUGUUCACUUCGCCAUAAUUCUCCAAUGUUUUGUGACGAGGUUGAAGCACUUGAAGUUAAAUUAUAAAGACGACUUGUUUGUGGGGACCACUGCGCAACUACAUUCGGUUGAAGAAAGAAAAGGUAUCAUUGAUGAUUUGAUUGAACUGUGUUUUAAUAAGCUCUCUCUCAUCAAUAGUAUCACCAAGCUGUUGAGCCGAACUCACUUUUACGCCUGGCGAAUGUCCAAGAGCUACUCUCACGUCUACCAUCUUUUAGAAGAAAAGAGCAUCUUACUACAGCGCCCAUAUGAUAAUGGCGGUUGUCAGGCGGGACGAGAAGCAGCGACCGCAACAUUGCGCAAGCGCAGUCCAUUUGGUUUAUCUUCUGACAAAGUUCCCACAGUUAAUAACCUCGCUUCUUUCAAAACUUCCGACUUUCAACAAUUAUUAUCAAUUUUAUCGUCCACAGACUGGGAAAUAUUUUCAUCGUUUUUGGGCACUAGGGGCCUUUAUUCGAAGGAUUUACUAUUGAAUGGAGUUCAGCGUUCCAUCAAAACUCAAGCUCAUGAAAACAAUAGACAACAUUUUGGAGAAUCUGUUGGUGUAAAUCAGGCUGAAAGAACAAGGUCGUCGACUUUGAGCUCAAAGCCCGUAUCAUCAGAGAGCGUUAGCAAAGUGGAAGCGUCACUUUCGACUGGAGGGUUGAAUGAGCAGGCCCCAGAUGAUACUGAGAAUUAUGUGGCCUUGGAUGCAAUCGACACCUUUUGGUAUAGUGCCAUGCUACGAAAUGCCAAUAUCAGUACGGACCUAUCAUACCCAAAGGAUGGUUUCCACAGUCAUGCUUUAAAUGACGCUUUGCCGGACCACUCACACUCAGAGAGACUCCACGAGAAUGCGAGCCAAAGAGAAACAAAGUCUUCCACCAAAGGACUUGACGAACUUUCAAGUGAUCAAACACUUCUUCAGGAACGUGUUUUACAGCAAUUGCGACAACUCACAAGUGAAGAAAUAUAUCAAACCUCCAAAGUCAGCUCUCAUGUUCCUUCGGCCCAUGAGGGCUAUGAAAAAUGCGAAGCUCAUGACACAAAGCAAAAGCCGGAUCGGUCAGCAGUAACAACAGAUGUGGAUAUGUUCUUCCCACCCUUCAGCGCUUUUAUAGACGAUAUGAAUUUUAACUAA